AAACUAGUUCAACUGCAAACGAAAACUUGCUUCAGAAAACUAUUUGAAAUAACGAUUUUAGAAGCUUCCUUACAAACUCAUCUCAAACUCAUUUGAAAUUAUUUUCUAUCAUUUCGAAUAUUAUUCCGCUAAUAAAAAAUAAGAAAAUGCGAAUUCAACUGUUAUUAAUCGCUGUGUGUCUGUGUUUGGUUCAAUCAAUCAAGUUAACAUCAAAUGGAAAAGAAGAGGAUAAUUUACAACCUUUUGAAAAAUGUUGUAAUUUUGCAUUUCGACUUUAUAAAACAAUUGCGAGAAAGUUUAUAGGAAACAUUGCACUUGCACCAUUCAGUGCCUACGAUUCUUUGUCAUUAUUAUUUUACGGAUCUGGUGGAAAUACUGCAAAACAAAUUCACGAAGUUUUAAAUAUUAAUUCCAAUGAUUUAUCGAAUCAUAAGACUCUCACUAAAUCACUCACUGAGGAUGCAUCUUUUAAUUUUAUCCAAGUACUUUAUAUACCUGAUAAAGUAGACAUAGUUCCAAUUUUCAAAGAAUUAUCAAACACCACAUUUAUAACUCAACAAGAAUCAUUAAAUUUUGAUCAACCAGAGGAAGCGAUUUCGGUUAUUAAUAAAUAUUUUGCAGAAAGAAACUUGAAAAGAGAUUUGCCUUAUGAAUCCGAUACAUUUUUGCCUCAACAUUCGGACAUGUUUAUUCGAAACUCGAUUCAAUUUAGUGCCCAAUUUCUAUAUCCGUUCAAUGAACGAUACACAGAACAGAGACCUUUUUGUCGAAGUCGAAACAGUGAAAAAUUAGUGUCAACAAUGUUUACUCGCGGACGAUUUCGCGGUAUUGUUGUUCCACCAACUAAUCGCUAUCUGGAUAGUUUUAGAAUUAUUGAAAUUCCUUACAAGAACAGAGAAUACAGUAUGUUAAUUUAUUAUCCAUUGAAUUCGUAUAAAUUAGUUGAAUUAGAGCAACGUUUGGACACACUUGAUAUUCGUGCCAUUUUUAAUAGUAGAGAAGAAGAUAUUGAACUUUAUUUGCCUAAAUUUACUAUUCAAAAUGAACAGCGUCUAAAGUUAACAUUGACUGAGAUGGGUAUAACCGAUGCAUUCAGUGAGAAAGCCGAUUUCAUCGGAAUUUCCAAAAAACCAUUAAGACUUGAUGAAAUUUACGUUAGGACACAUUUUUCAUUAAACGAAAAUGGUAUAAAUGCUGAAGUAUCAAACAACGUGGGAGGGCAUCCUGUAUUUGCAACUGCUCUUCCAUAUACAAAACCACUUACGAUUGAGAUAAACAGACCGUUUAUGUUCACAGUUGUGAAAAAAGGAAAAGAUGACAUUUUGUGCCUUUUUAAUGGAAGAGUCUAUAAUCCCUAAGUAUUGACAAAAUUUUUCCACUAAAUAUAUUUAUUAUUAACCAUAAGAAAUUUAACUACAAAAUUUGAAAUAACCUAAUUUUAUACACAAUUACAUCUACGAAAUUUAUAUUUAUAUUGUCUACAAUUAUGUAUGCCAUAAUUGAUUAUAAUAAUAAUAAUAAUUAUAAGUAUACCAAAUAA
Molecule: messenger RNA, 1540 nt
Organism: Leptopilina heterotoma
Lineage: Eukaryota; Metazoa; Arthropoda; Insecta; Hymenoptera; Figitidae
Product: antichymotrypsin-2-like
Exons: 8
Coding region: 147-1358 (403 amino acids)
Molecular function (GO): serine-type endopeptidase inhibitor activity
Source: RefSeq, a predicted model, not a curated record